Messenger RNA from Pieris napi, 3243 nucleotides. RefSeq names its product mitogen-activated protein kinase 15 (gene Erk7). Gene Ontology annotation, molecular function: MAP kinase activity; ATP binding. Lineage: Eukaryota; Metazoa; Arthropoda; Insecta; Lepidoptera; Pieridae. The record is from RefSeq and is a predicted model, not a curated record. Gene Ontology annotation, cellular component: cytoplasm; nucleus. Gene Ontology annotation, biological process: protein phosphorylation; intracellular signal transduction. The coding region runs from base 174 to 1790 and encodes 538 amino acids. The transcript has 9 exons.
AUUGCGUUGUCAUGGCAACGGGCGUGUUGUUUAGCCGCUGUAAACAAAUGAAUUUCGGCCAGUCAAACAUGAAAUGUGGUUUUACAAUUUCUUUAAAAUAUAAUUGAAUUUGAUAAUUUUUAAAUAUGUAUAUGGAUAGUUUUAACGUCUCUUACGCAUUUUAGAAGUAGAAAAUGAGUCAAAACCAAGCAAAGAAGGAUGAGCACAAAAAGAAAGAUGAAAAGAAAAAUCCAGAAGAAAACAUGUCAGAAAUCGACGAACACAUUCUCAAGAGGUUUGACGUAAAGAAAAGAUUGGGCAAAGGUGCUUAUGGAAUAGUCUGGAAAGCCAUUGAUAAAAAGAGCAAAGAUGUCGUGGCAAUUAAAAAGAUAUUCGACGCGUUCAGGAACCAAACAGAUGCCCAGAGGACCUUUAGAGAGAUUAUAUUUCUACAAUCGUUUCGAAACCACCCAAAUAUUGUCAAGCUUCACAGUAUACACAGGGCUGCUAAUAACCGAGAUAUAUACCUUGGAUUCGAAUACAUGGAAACUGAUUUACAUAACGUGAUCAAACGGGGAAACAUUCUCAAGGACAUACAUAAACGAUAUAUUAUGUACCAAAUGCUGAAGGCUACGAAGUAUAUACAUUCCGGAAAUGUCAUACAUAGGGAUCAGAAACCGAGUAAUGUCCUCAUUGAUAGCGCUUGCAGGGUAAAGUUAGCUGAUUUCGGGCUAGCAAGGUCGGUGUCCUCAAUAUACUCUGGUGGAGAAGAAGGUGCUGAUCCUUGUUUGACCGAUUACGUCGCAACUAGGUGGUACAGAGCACCCGAAAUACUCAUAGCUAGUAAGAAUUACACAAAGGGCAUUGAUAUGUGGUCUUUGGGAUGUAUCUUGGGGGAGAUGUUAACUGGAUCUCCCCUCUUCCCGGGAACCUCGACCGUGAAUCAGAUAGAAAGGAUCAUGGCUGCUCUGCCCAGACCCUCGUCUGAAGAUAUCGCAGCGGUUUGUACUGGCUACGGCUCCUCUUUAAUUAAAGAGCAAGCAACAGGCAAAGGCGCAGGCUCAUCUCUGACGUCACUUCUGUCAUGUGCCCCUCGUGAUGCAGCAGACAUGGUUCAAAGACUGCUAGUAUUCAACCCUGCUAAGAGAUUGAGUGCAGAACGAGCUUUGCAUCACGAAUAUGUAUCCAAGUUCCACCGCGAACGUGACGAGCCAUCUCUCCCGUCAGACGUGCUACUUCCCCUUCGGGAUGACAAGCAGAUGUCAGUCAAUGACUACAGGAAUAAACUGUACAGCAUCAUGGCUAAGGGGUUUCUAGGGAGCCCUCAGUUACGAAAGAGUCAUUCCAGUGUCAAAACACACGUCCAUACGCCUGUGAAGUCUAAAAGUUUUCAAGAUACUGAAGUUAGGCACAAGAAGUUAAUAACAUCAGCGGACCCCAAGCCUCGGACCAAAUCUAAAACUUUGGAACGACCGAUCAAAGAAUUUCGAUCCUAUCAAACAAUAGCGGACAAGGAGAAAUUGAGUAAGCCAGUGAAAGCGACCAAACCGUUCGAACACGACUGGUUCGGCAACUGCCGAGGGGACUAUCUCGAAGCAAAAGACAAAAAACCAAUGAAUUUUAUCACUAAGGACUUCUUUCCGGUUCGCCAGAGUCCUUCCGAAUCCAAAAAGAACGUUCAGCAAAGAAGAAAUUCCACGUCCUUCUCGACGAUUACAAUUGGAGACUCGGAGCUCAGUUUCGGUAAGAGUUCGAAACAUGGGGUCAUCACUGCUAGCGCUUUAAUGGAUCUAAGAACGAGCAUACGAUGAGAAACACCAAACAAUGCUUUGAUGUUAUUAUCCAUACAUUCUUUUAGUUAACAAUUCUGUUGAUAAUCUUAUUGAAAUUGGUUUGACACGGUUAACUGCCUUUUUUAGAAGCUCCAAUUUUAAUAAUUUGUUUUAAAUUAGUGUAUGUCGCUUUAUCAAUUAUGUUUUAAAACUGUUCUUAUACAAGAAUUCAUCUUAUUUUUUAACUUAAUAUAGAAGGCUUUAUUCGUGGCGGAUAAACGAAUUUUUAAGGUUGUGCCGCACGCUCUACAUUUGUCAUGUCCUAGAUCCAAAAAUUUCCAUGAAACUCCAUAUAAAUAAUUUUUGGUGUUGAUUUUUGUGCACAAAAUUAUACACAAACUACCCAGUUCGCAGCCUCCAACCAGUAGUAGGACUGACAUGUAUAACUUAUUCUAAGUGAGAGCUGAGGGCGCAGAGGUGGAUUACUGGUCGAGGGCGGCAAACCAGCUGGUUUACUCUAGAAUAUGGAAGUUUGCUGCACCAAAUGUACAAUGACAAGUGAGAGGUGAAAGUCAUCGACAAAAUUUCUUGCAGACUUCUUUCUGUAAAACAUCAGAAAUGCAAAAUUUGUUCGAUUUCUAUUAGGUAGCAAAAAAAAAUUAUCUCCCCAAAUUUGCCCCUCUAGGCUUAAGCCUACUCAGCCUGCUGGUAAUUCCGCCACUGUUUAUUCGUGGUAACAUUUGACAUGUUAACGUUUUUGAACCGACGUAAUAAACAAUGGAAGGAGCAAUUUGUGAAACUUUUUUUUGUAUAGUGGCUCAAAUUUCGACAAAAAAGGAAAUGAGUUGGGUUGGGAAGUUCUUAAUUUCACUCACUCACUUUCAGAACUAUUUUGAUAUUAAGUACUGAUAUUUUUACAUUGUUGUAUUCAGAAGAUUGGAAUGUCUUUAAACGGCAUUUGGUUGAUAAAAAUAAUCUUGUUAACGUUAGAUAUAUGGAAUUAGUUAAUAAUAGGACUGUCGUGUGAUAGGGACUCAAGUUUGCCGAAAUGCAUUCAGUUGGACCAAUAUUAUUGUAACACUGCCAUACCGCAAUAAUAUACCAUUUAGAUCAUUCAUAGACAAAGAUGUUUAUUGUCUAUAUUAAGUCUUCUCUCUAUGGUUGCAAUAAAUAAUCUAUGUAUAACAUUUUGCCUUAUUAACAUUUCAAUGUAUUAUAUAUAUAAACAUUAUAAACUUGCGCCGACGCCCUGUGACGAUGAGAACGUUAUUUGAAUAUAUAAUACAAUUGACAGAAUGCUAUCUGUCAAACUUUACAUAGAUAAUAGUUUACUAGUUAAAUUUGACUUGGGUUUGAAUUUGAAAUGUGGUUGCAGAAUACCACGGUAAUGUUUAAAAAUCAUGAAUAGAAUAAGACAAAUUUUUGUUUAAUUUCUAUAGACUCAUAAGGUGUUUAGAUUUGCCGUUUGAUACACAAUAAAAUUUUAAAUAUU